Messenger RNA from Komagataella phaffii GS115, 1980 nucleotides. RefSeq lists its product as hypothetical. Lineage: Eukaryota; Fungi; Ascomycota; Pichiomycetes; Pichiales; Pichiaceae. The record is from RefSeq and is a predicted model, not a curated record. Gene Ontology annotation, molecular function: DNA binding; DNA-binding transcription factor activity, RNA polymerase II-specific; zinc ion binding. The transcript has a single exon. Gene Ontology annotation, biological process: DNA-templated transcription; regulation of DNA-templated transcription. Bases 1 to 1980 code for a protein of 659 amino acids.
AUGUUUGCCGAAAAGAAAAGAAUACCUGGCACUAACGUGCUGAAGAUAGAGCCGGUUGCUCAAAGAAGGCUUAACUCGUGUCUGUCUUGUCGUUCUCGGAAGCGGAAAUGUGACAAAUCCCGACCUGAGUGUAGUCAAUGCAAAGACCACGGCCGUCAAUGCUCCUACUACAAGUCGAAUUCUAAUUCAGGUCAGAAGCCCGUCAUAGUUCAAGAGGCUACAAAAAUCGGAGCUGAGGUUCUUACAACGGGACCACCGAGAAAUCUGCAGGCAGCAUUUUGGCCUUUUGUUCCAAACCACAGUGACUCAUCGAACCCAUGCUCUAGAGAAGGUCCAAUAUUUACCAAUAUCAUGUCGGCCUCCCUAUACCGUUCAGUGGGCAACCCGCAGACUAAUAUUGAGGCCCUAAGACAUUUCAUGCCAACCAAAGAAAAAGCAGACAAAUUGCUCUCCCAGUUUUUGAAAGCUGUGCAUCCCAUAGUUCCAGUUAUGGAUCUGGAAGCAGUUGCUACGUUAUAUGUGGCAUUUUGGGAGAACAGAGCGGAACCGACAUUGGAUACUUAUAUUACUUUGUUUUCAAUCCUUUAUGCAGGAUCUGUUUCUAUGUAUGAGGAAGCCAAUAUGGCUGAAGACCAGGUGGAGAGCACAGAAUAUCUUGUUAGUGAAAUGCGAAAGUAUGUAAGUGCAACUGAGGUGGCAUUGGCAAUGUCCCAUUUCCCCAGAAAGGCCACAAUUACUUCACUUCAAGGGGCAGUAAUACUUCAUUCUAUCUGCAGAAACGAUUGCAAAGCUGAUGAUAGCGGUAGUAUUGCGAUGUUGCUCCGAAUAGGCCAUUUGCUGGAGCUACACAGGGAUCCUGAACACUAUCAUAAACUCGAGGAUUUCAAAGAAAUACAAAGGCGAAGGCUGCUCUGGUGGCACAUUCUCUAUCUUGAUGGAUUGACAUCACUCUCCAGUGGAUUGCUACCCCUCAUGUCAUCUAAUGAAUACGACACGGAGUAUCCUUCCGAAGAUUCUUCUACAGGAGGAUUAGACCAGAUAAUGGUAUUUUGCAAUUGCAAGUUCCGCUGGAUUGAGUGUUGCAAUGAUGUAAUGCGAAAUUUCUUUGGAAUACAUAAGCCUACUACCCUUGGCACCGAGAAAGUGAACUUGACCCUUUCAGACCUUAAUGAAUACUGCCAACAACAAAUUCAGAAAGUAGGUAAGUCUGAAGAUUUGAUGAAGUCCAGCCAGCUGUCCUUUUCAAAGGUAGCUAUAUCAAUCAUGUCCACAUUCGCAGAUCGAUGUCAUAUGCUACUUUAUAAGAAAAUGUCAGAGAACACGUUUGUAUCAAUUGCUGAUGAUUUAGAAACAGAACGCACAAAGAAAGUGCCAGAAACAUCAUCGCUUGGGGGAUCUAUCAGUGGCAAUGUUUCCAAUGAGUUUACUCAAUGUGCGAUUCAUUUUUUGAACGAAUUUUGUUUCUAUGGUAAGAUGCCGGAAAACAAACAAUUUCUUUGGGAAAUUAGGAAAUUCCAACCAUUACAGGCCAUACUUGCUUUACUAAGGAGCCUGAUAUACGAUGGAGAACAGGUUUGUUCAAUGCAACAACCCGAUUCACAAUUUCAUUCGAAGUUCCUUCUCCCUUUGGACGAACGAGUUGUGGCGAUAGAGCGUGCACUUAAUAACCUGGGAUAUUUAUCAGAACAUACGACUCGUCUCUGCAAGGAGAGGUGGGAGACUGUCAGAAUUUUGAAGGAGAGAGCCUUCAGAUUACUAUUUUUUGACGUCAAUGUCAAUGAAUCUGAAUGGACACUUUCCAGCUCUCCAUUGAAUGAUAAUGAUCCGAUCUCAGAGAACCUGAAUAGUAUUUCGUUUCAAGAACUGCCGUCCAUUGACUGGGACAUUAUUGAGCAUGAAAUGAAAGAUAUCCGAUCUUCCUUAGAAGAGGCAAUUGCAAUAAAAAUCUGGGACCAAGAUUCGGGUCAUUUUUUGCUGUAG